This is a messenger RNA of Linum trigynum, 4620 nucleotides long. Lineage: Eukaryota; Viridiplantae; Streptophyta; Magnoliopsida; Malpighiales; Linaceae. The record is from the annotation of a GenBank genome assembly.
UGUGAUUUUCUUCUUCUAAAUGUUGACAACCACUCAUCCAACUUUCACACUGUGUUCACGUGGGAAAGAAAAGAAGGGGAGGAAAAGAAAAGGAGGGAAAGCACCAUCUCCAAGAAACUUUCCACAGUUUCCAAAUUAGUAAUAGUGACAAGGUGAAAGAAAGUGGGUGGACAGGUUAUUGUGUAACCCAACCCUCUUUUUUUAGAGAAAACAACAAUUAACCAGCAAAAUUCUUAUUUAUUUAUUUAUUUAUUUAUUUGCCCUCUCUCCUCUCUCCUCACUUUUCUCUACUAUCUUCUUCUUGUUCCCCUAGGAUAGAGAAGACGAUCCAGUGUAGUGAGAAAACAGAGUCUUUUGUUCUUCUUUGUCCUUCCCAGAUCUCGUUUGUCUUCUUUCUCCCAUUGCACAAAUAAUGACAAUAAUAAAGCUAUAUUUCCUUUACCUCACAUAAUCUAUCCUACCUUCCAUUCCAUUCUUCCAAAAUCUACCAUCUCCCCACAGUACACGCAUCUUCGAUUGUCUUCUUUCUCCCCACAGAUCUUCGUUUUUCAUUCUCACAUAUCGGCCUCCUUUCUUCAUUUUCUAUGGGUAAUUUCGAUUUGUAAUCUGUUUUUCUUUGUCGAUUUUCUUCCCCGAUCAAAACUUCUUAUUUAUUCCUUUCCCCCCAAAUCAGAGAACAAGGGUUCAUCGUGGUUGCUACUGGACUUUCGUUUUUCUUUCCCAAACCAGAACUAUCCCAUAGCCUGCUUCCUUCUUCUUUGGCCAGCCACUGAAAAUCAGAGUAUUCUCCGUUGUCCAUGGUAAGAAAAUCUACCCCAAAUUUCAUCAUAUUCUCUUCUCCCCCAAAUCAUAAAAGCUAGGGUAUAUAAACUAUUGAUUUUUUUCUUUAUUACAGAUUGUUGCUUUUGCUGCGGGGGGCCUCUGAUUUUUCUUCUCUCUCGGUCGUUCUGGGCUUCUAGGAGAUUUUCGAUAGCUUGAGGACUGGGGACAAUAGUGUUCGUUGUUGACGCCGCGAGGUAUGUUGCUCUACUAAUUGUCGAAUGCAUUAUACCGCUUUGACUCAGGCUACUACUUAUGAUUGUUCUUAGUUUAGGAUAAUGAACUGAACUGCUGGAUGUUUUCAUUGUCGGCCCAUUGAUGUGGCUCUGGUUAUCCUUUGUUGAAUCUGUUUUUUUGUUGUUGUUGUUGUUGUUAUUGUUAUGACUAGAUCGUUUUGAUUCUUUGAACUCUAGUUGUUGUGCUUGUUCUUUCAUAGGUUGCUAUUUUCUAAUGUUUAAGAUGUUUCAUUGGUACUAAAACCUGCCUUUAAAAAGAGAACAUAAUGAUUUACCCAAUAAAGUCCAUCAUCUGCCGAUUAAUGUACAAAUGAUAUGAUGUGUGCGCUAAAUAAAUUUUACAACAUUAACAUAGCAACUUAAUUUUCAUUUGUAUCUUGAUUAGAUGAAUAUAGAAGUUCAAGAUUCAAAUGAGAUUGAAGAGCAUGUUACAUAUGGUUUGGAAGAGAUUUUGGAUUUGCAUGGAACAGAACAAGAUAGUUUGAUAAUAGUCAUGGAAAAUUGGCGAAGACAAAGAGAUAUGUGUGUCAUACAACUUAUCUGCUAUAUUGUCUAUGCAUUGCAUCUAUUAAAUAGACAAGCCUCGAAUGGAUCUUCAGGGUUGAGUUUUCAAGUGAGAGAGGAGAAAAGAAGAGAUUUUUUGAAAGAAUUACAUGACCAUGAAGUUGCAUGUCGUGCAACAUUACGCAUGGGAGUACAAGCUUUUGCUCUUUUUUGUGAAAAAUUACGGAGUACGGGAGUGUUGCAAGAUUAUAAUCGUGCCACAGUGGAAGAGCAAGUAGCGAGAUUUUUGUCUAUUCUUGCCCACACUGGUGGCAAGUAUCGCAAUCUGGCUUUCUACUAUCGUCGAAGUAUUGGGACUGUCAGUAGGCAUUUUCAUAAUGUCUUGCGAGCUGUGAUAAGUUUAGCACCUCAAUUCAUGAAGCAACCUAAUGCAACAACGCCGGUGUCCUCCAUAAUAGGCAAUAACUCUAGAUUUUUUACGUACUUCAAGGUAAUGAUUCAUUACUUCCACUGUGUACAUAGUUCCAUAUCUUAAAGUGUCUUUCAAACCAUGUAUACUUAUAUGUCUGCAUACAUAUCUCCUCAGGAUUGCAUUGGGGAUAUUGAUGGUCGGAACUCGCGCCAGUCAAACUCGUUUUAGAGGUCGGAAAGAGUGGCCUACUCAAAAUGUUCUAGCUUCAUGCCACUUUGACUUGCAAUUCCUGUACGUUUUAGCUGGGUGGGAAGGGACUGCAUCUGAUUCAAGGAUUUUAAAAGAUGCAUUGGCUAGACCACAUGGGCUUGUAAUACUGGAAGGUAUGUCAUGUAGCAUAAUCAUUCUUGUAUGUGUUUCACCAUUACUUGCAUCAUUCAUCUUUUCAUUAAUGUUUUUUUUAAUAAUCUAUAGGGAAAUUCUAUCUUGAGGAUGGUGGGCUAAUGUUACGUGCUUCGUUAUUAACACCAUACAGACGUGUUCGGUAUCACUUAAAGGAGUAUUCACGUAAUGGUCCUAAGAAUGCUAAAGAAUUGUUCAAUCAUCGUCAUGCUAGUCUACGUAACUCGAUUGAAAGAUGUUUUGGGGUGGUGAAAAAGAGAUUUCCUAUUAUUGGCACUGGUAUGGAGCCACAAUAUUCUUUCGACACAACUACCAACAUUAUCCUAGCUUGUUGUAUCAUACAUAACUUUCUUAUGGGAGUCGACCCCGAUGAGCAGCUAAUUGCAGAAGUUGAUCGAGAGCUAGCGAGGAUCCAAAGGCAAAAUGAGCCACAAUGUGAAGAGGAAUCAAGAGUUGGGGUAGAAUUACGUGAUAGUAUAGCGGAACACAUGUGGCAUGAUUAUAAUAUACAACAAGGUUGACAUGUGUUUGUAGCUGUGUUUUUACUUUGGAGGUUUUCUGUUGAAUGAAUAUGGUGUAUAAUUUGUACAACUUUUGUUUACUCUAGAUGUUUUGUAGUACAUUAUUCCAUAUUAGAGACUUUUGUGACUUUAUUUAUGUGUGCCUUUAUUUUUCCCCAGAACUAAAGUACUUGCAAUUAUGCCUUUAUCCACUAUCUAGUUUUGAUGACUAAUAUUCAACCUUUUUUAAAGGAAGCACAAUGAGCAAACGAAGAAAAGGGAAGCAGACAAUUGUGGGGGAGACAUCCACUAAGGAGAACCUACAAUGGACAAAGGAGAUGGGCACUGCUUUGCUGGAAAGUUUACUAGCCGAGCAACGUAAGGGGAAUAGGCAAGAGCGCAUGUUCACAACUCAUGCUUAUAACAAUUGCUUUGCGUGGGCUGUUUUCGCAUAAUUUCGACAAGGAGAAAAUAAAAAAUAGGCAGAAGACAUUGAAAAAGCACUUUUCAACUGUGAAAGACUUAUUUCAUAACCUGAGUGGGUUUGCAUGGAAUCCGGUAACCAAACUUUUUGAAGCUGAACGGGAAGUAUGGAGCAACUAAUUCAGCCGAAUGCUAGUCGAUGGAUUAUGACACCCAUCAACAACUAUGAUAAACUCUUUGAGUUGUAUGGGGAGUUUAGAGCAAGCGGAGAAGGAGCUGCAAGUGCAUUUGAGAGGAUCGAACGUUGGAAUAUGAGGACUUCGGCAUUCGACAUUGAUUUGAAUAACAUGUCAGGAGAUGAUGAAGGUAUGAAUGCCUAUAUUCCUUCACCAUUUACACCUCGUGAAGGCACAAAUGCAUAUAGCUCCGAUGGUAGAUCUUUAUUUACUCCUGAUCCUCCACCAUUAGUCGACUCUCAUGGUACUACCUCUUCAAAGGGAACCAAAAGAAAGGCUCUUAUGGAAUAUCUAUCUACCAAUCAGCUUGAGGUAAUGGCUGUCAACAUGAGUAGAAUGGCAUCAAGUAUAGAGAAAGGUAAUGUGAUUGCUGAACUUUCUAUCAAGGCUAUGGAGAAAGGAAAUGAGAUUAAAGAGAGGUCUUUGGUGAUACUCGACCAUCAGAAGACUCACAUCUACAAAGAGGGCGAAAUUUUCCAAGAAUUGCAACGAUAUGAUAUUCUUGGAGAAAAGAGGUUGAAUGGCUAUAAGUAUCUUGCAAAAAAUCCAGAUACCACAAGGGUUUUAUUUGGCUUGCCAGAAGAGUAUCUGCAACAGUUCAUUGUUGAUUUGGCAAAAAAACAAACCUUUUGGCAAGUUGACUUUUGAUGUGGUCUAGUAUUAUGUAUGCCUAGUACUAACAAUUUGCCUUCUUUUGGACAAACUUAUUUAAGUAUAGUAUUAUUAGGUGACCUUCUUUUGGAUGAAUUGUACUAUGUAUGUCUAGUAUUAGUAGAUGCCUUUAUUUAGGACGGAUUUAUGUAUGUCUAGUAUUAGCAUGUGAACUAGUACUAACAUGUUGCCUUCUUUUGGACGAACUUAUGUAAGUCUAGUAUUAUCAGGCGACCUUUUAGACGGAUUGUACAAUGUAUGUCUAGUAUUAACAGAUUUUGGACAAUUUUAUGUACUUCUAGUAUUAGCAUGUAACCUUAUGUUUGGAAAACUACUAUUAUCCAGUUGUUUUUUGGACAAUUUAUAUAUGUGUGAUUUAUUGUAUGUUUAUAUAUUAGGUUGCCAUGUUCAUGACUCAAUAAAAUAGUUAACUUAUU